Molecule: messenger RNA, 1126 nt
Organism: Chondrus crispus (carragheen)
Lineage: Eukaryota; Rhodophyta; Florideophyceae; Gigartinales; Gigartinaceae
Exons: 2
Coding region: 1-183 (60 amino acids)
Source: RefSeq, a predicted model, not a curated record
AUGGAAGGCAAAGCAUGCUCCAGAACUGAUUUUUGCACCGGAGUUGGAAUGGAGAAUCCAAGACACGUCAUACGGGAUAAAAGCCAUUGUGGUAUUUGCUCUGUAUAUGCGGAAGAGAAUGUGAAGUCUUCGCCUGUCUGCGGUAUUGUUGCGGGUGUCGCUUUUCGAGAAGACGAACCAUGAUCAGAUCCAUGGAUACCUGUACUACUCACUGUCGUCGUCGAGGGCCUUUUCUGAGACAAAGCCUGUUCCUCUCGCGCCCAAUUGCAAGAACGAGAGUUGUUUCUAGAACGGGAAUAGUUUGCGGAAUAAGAGGAUCUCGACGAAAGAGAGGUGGGACGCUUUCUCGCUGCGGCACAUCGGCGGUGCACAGUCUUCGAGUGCUGUAAACACAGUUGGUUCACAAAAGCUGACAUCAAAAACAAAUCAGGGAGAGGGGUCCGGCCGCUGCAUUCAACCAAAACAAGCAUGUGUCGAUUCUGCAAAACGAUGUUCAGGUCAUUUCUUCAAGGGAGCGCACGUUGAGCUCAAGAUUCUUAAAAGAACGGAUACCCGGUAGCAUUGUUUCGUCACGAUUCAGGACAAAUUAUGCGUCGACCAAUUGACGAAUUGGCGUGAAGGACAGCUGUUGAGGCCUACAAGAGCUCCUUUUUUAUGCAUGUCCAAUUACCAAUGGUACAGUGCCAAUGGUACCCUUCGGUAUGACAAGGGCCGAAUGGCAGUUGGAUCCGGCGGCAUCUAUUUCCCUAGUUGCUUCGGUACAUCAUGACAAUCAUACAGUACCCAAGGGUACCCAAGGGUACUGUACGGAAGGACCAUACUCCAGAGGGCUGGUGGCAAUGUCCUUCUCUUGUAUCAGCUCCUGCCCUGAGGGUGUCUAUUGACAAAGAGCUGUCCUGUUCUUGAGGAGAGCUGACAGCAGUAGUAUCACCAUCGUCAGCUCUUUCUCUCAGUCAUCAGCUCUGUUUUUGGUUCCUCUUCGCACGGCCUGUCAUCAGGAUACGGCUGCAUAUCCAGAAUCGACGCACUGCCGACUCAGGCUUUCAAAAGCAGGCAUUCUCCUUUAAGUACAAGUGCCACUAAAAACAACGUCAAAGAAUUCAUUAAACAUUCAAAUAUCUAUUCA